AGGCACGUUGAUUUGCUCGUGGUGAACACGCACUACCCGGGUCGCAUGGGCCCAUGCCGGGCGAUGCCACUAGCUUCCGCAGUACAGCCGGCCCGCUCCUGUAUUCCCACCGUGGCCACAGACACUGCCGUGCAGUGGCUCAAGGAUGUGAGCGAGAAGGGCCUCGCACUGAUCUGCCUCUCUGUUGACUUGCGCGUCCUCCGCUUCCGGACAUACGGCACGGCGGCACCAUUUGGCUCUUGCCGACGCGAGGAGGCGCUGGACUUCCCCAAGGCCUGCAUUGGUGGUUCCUGGACGCAAGUGCACAAUGUUUCGCGUGACAGCCCCAUGUGGCUGGAUGGUUACAACCUACAGACUUACGACACGGCAAGCUCCCUUUCUGAGAGGGUUCGGUCGCUGCUUCCCCUUCCGAACGCUGGCAUCGCUGCCUUCAACUUGGACUACGAGGACUACGCUGGGGUCUGCGAUGGUGGCGUCCCUCAGGCCCGUCUCAUGUCACUUAGGGCGGCACUCGACGAGGAAAACAUCACUGCCCAGACUACUCUGACACUUGAGGCUACAGAACGUCCACUCGUCUGCGUGCUGUCUGCGGACGUGAAGAACGAGUCCCGCGUGCCGUCGUCCCACUGCACGCAUCUGGUGCACGAAGGCGCUCGAUACGUCGUACCCGACGAGAAGCUCAUCAUCCCCGAGAGCACGGUCAAUCUCGCCACGAACCGGAGCGAGCAGCGCCACCUGGUUGGACUAAACGGCAACGAGAUGGUUGACUUGCUCAUGAUGGCCGACGACAGGGAACGACGCGAAAUCGCCGCCAGGAUGGCCUCCGCCGUACUUGACGCUAAGAUGCAGGGACUCGCCAUCCUCAACUUCAACAGGACGUCAAAGACGAUUGCUAACUUUGGAAGCGUGCUCGAGACUAUACGGAGCGUUUUCGCUAAGGAGCUGACUAUCAUAUUCGGUGCUGAAGUUCUGGACUUCAGCCUACCAGUUGAGAUCAUGGGACAGCGCCUGACAAAAGCAGCUAAACACGUGGACAUCUUCAUCCUGCAGACACACUACCGGCGUCCCCGAGGUUAUUGCCGCGUCACCUACCCAUCGACAUACAGAGGAGAUACGCCACUCGUUACAUUGUCGGCAGCCGCUGCGUGGGCCCGGGCUAUGGAGACCACCAGCCGUGUGUGCCUCUCCUACACGAUGGGCGUGCUUCAGUUCCAAAAGGGAGACGCCAUGGGACCGGCCGCAUGCGACAACGUUACCCUCCUUGACCGGGCCGAGGCAUGCGACGAGAAAGACUGGGAAGUGGACGCAAACAAUACCAAAACUCUUUCCGUCAUUCGAAAGAAAGAUAAAUUCAUACAGACGUUUGAAUCGCCGGAAUUCCUGGCCGUAAAGGUUUCACGAACGUUCAGCGAAAAUCCAGGGAGCUGCGUGGCCUUGUUCAAUGUCGAGCUCGAGGAAUCAACGGGCAGCUGCGGCAACACGCGCGCGCGCAAGUUCGCCCGCCUCGCGGUUGUGGCUGAGAAGUACAUUGAGCUCGACAGCAGGACCAAGUUCAAACAUCAGCUCCUGCCCAUGCUGACGAAAGUUGUGCCCAAUGACACCGCCGCCAAUUUAGCAGCAACCGUCUGCGUGAUCCACGUGUGCUCUCUCCUUUCUUCGAGGGAUGAUGUAGAAGAUUGGAUCCAAAACUACGACCUCGUCAGUGACUUGAACAGGUGGGACAACCCACAGAGGUUGCGGAAUGUCCCCUUCUACCUGUCUGAUGUCGCGAAAACCUGGUUCUGCAACGAUCAACCAGAUCUUUGCGACUGGGACACGUUCACGCAGCACCUUCGUGAAAUUUUCGGUGCCCCCACUGUUCGCGCUGAGGCAGCGAAGAAGAAUCUCGCUGAACGCACUCAACUUCCCGGUGAAUCUUAA
Molecule: messenger RNA, 1920 nt
Organism: Rhipicephalus sanguineus (brown dog tick)
Lineage: Eukaryota; Metazoa; Arthropoda; Arachnida; Ixodida; Ixodidae
Exons: 15
Coding region: 46-1920 (624 amino acids)
Source: RefSeq, a predicted model, not a curated record